This is a messenger RNA of Mugil cephalus (flathead mullet), 2042 nucleotides long. RefSeq lists its product as uncharacterized. The transcript has 4 exons. Lineage: Eukaryota; Metazoa; Chordata; Actinopteri; Mugiliformes; Mugilidae. Bases 171 to 926 code for a protein of 251 amino acids. The record is from RefSeq and is a predicted model, not a curated record.
UGAAGGAAGAGGCUUUUAACUGAAAAUGAACCUUUUUAUCAAGUGUUCAGCUUCCAUGUGAAUUAAAGGCAGAGCCGCGGGAGUAAUGAAGGAAGUUUAUGUGGAGUGUUUUUUGUCUGUCAGCAGCUGACCCGAUUUAUGUCUGAUCGUCUCCUAAACGGGCUCAGAGAAUGAUCGCGCUGACGGGACUGCAAGGUCCAUGGUUCUGUGUCCGUGUGCUCGGGUUCCAGGAGGGUGAGGCGGUUCACCUGCUGGACCUUCACCUGGACUACAGCGGGAACUUGAACUCUCCUGGGUUUUCCAUCUGCUCACCAGUCCGCCUCUGGAACGCUGAUCUGGCCCCGUCCAGAAUCCUGGCCUCAUCCCGCCUGACUGAAGAUUGGCCAGAUGACAUUAUCUCCCCGACCAAUCCGACGCCGGGACCCAUACCUCAUCCCUACAGGCUGCGCGUUGUGUGCCAGUCUGAGAAGUGGGUCAGAGCCGCGGAGGAGCCCACCAUCAGUCACUUUUGGCCGCUUCAAGUCACGUCACAUAAACAAUGGCACUUCAUGGGUAGAGGCUCGUCUUCCUUCCUGCCUGGCUUCCUGUCGAUCGUUCUGCCUGACUUGGCAAACUCAAUGCGUCUCGCUCCCCCCUCCUUCCUCCUCCUCCUCCUCCUGCUUCACCCCUCCAUCCCAAUCACCCAUUCCUAUCCCUGCAGACCUCCCUUCCUCCUGAACCAGACAGCAAGGUUGCUCAAAACCGAGGAAGGGAAAGAAAAAGGAGAAAUGAUAAAUGACGACAAAGCUACAAGAGGCUCCUGUGGAAGUGGAACGUACCAAGUCGACAAGCAGGCUCCUUUGACAUGUAGAUGGCUGGUGGUGGUGGUGGUGGUGGUGGGGUGUGAAGGUAUUGAAAUGUACUGUUUGGCACCUACAGUGCAGUAAACUUUUAACCCCGCCCACGACCUCCAGCUCCUUUCUCAUGCAGACCCUCCGGAGCAGAUUGAUGAUAGCGGUGCACUUCCUCUGCAGGGAGCGCGACCUCUGCCUGAAUAAUAGCUGACCGUUGAUUAGCCUGUCUCAUUAACAUUCAAGGCUACAUGUCAGUCUGGAAAAUAAUGAAUUGCUAAGAUAUUAAAGUUAACAUGGAGCAAUAAUUUACACAUGGCGGGGAGGAGGAGGUGGAGGAGGAAAUCAUUAUCUGGGAGAUGAAACAGGUUCACUUUUCUUGCGUUGAAGUAAAGCUUCCUCGCACGAAGAUGAAAUAACUUUUUGUUCGUAUUUAUUAACCGUUUAAUUUCCUUCCUUCUGUUUGCUGAGUAAACACGUCGCCAGAUAAGCCCGCGAAUUAAACGGCCGCUGCGAGAUUCGGGCCAAACUCGCGGGUUUUAAAGCGUGGCCUUUGCGACGCUAUUCCCUUUUAGGAGCUGUAAAGUCUCGCAGCGUUUGUGGCGUGCACUUCCUCAGGAUGCCAGAUAACGUAUCUGUUUUAUAGGCCCAUUCGGGUCAAUAGCAGUUCAACGCGUCUGGAUGCAGAGUCGCAGAAAAGCAGCAACCUUUAGCAUGACGGGUUACAGUUUCAGCCGCUCGCUGCCAUUUUAAUGGCACCCUGACAACUUCGUUAUCGGCGACUCGGAUCGCAGAUAGCGGACGGAAAGCCGUAAAAGUCCAAAGAAUACCUGAGAGCAGCGUGACUGAUAUGAGUGGCCUGCACGUCCACAGACACGAGGGGAGGCUGGAGAGGGCAGGGGGUAGUUUUUGUGUCUGUUUUGUGUCUUUUCUUGCGGCUAAAGGUCAUUUAUUUAUAUAUUUUUCCCCCAAGCACCUUGUUUUCUGAUAUUUAUUACCCAUACUACCUUUGCAACAAUCUACAAUAUACAAUCCCUGUUAUUCCUGUUUAUUCUUUUCAUUCUGACAGUCACGGUUACGUCCUCCGUGGACGGUUUGAAAAGUGAAAACAUUUAUGGCAUAUUUUUUCGCUCCUUAAAUUCCCCCCUGGGGGCAAAUAAACAAGGCUUCCUGAAUGUGAAUUUAUGAAAAAAGCCCUUGGCGAAACAAAAC